Molecule: messenger RNA, 7197 nt
Organism: Prionailurus viverrinus (fishing cat)
Lineage: Eukaryota; Metazoa; Chordata; Mammalia; Carnivora; Felidae
Gene: TEAD4
Product: TEA domain transcription factor 4
Exons: 15
Coding region: 486-1922 (478 amino acids)
Biological process (GO): regulation of transcription by RNA polymerase II; embryonic organ development; hippo signaling
Cellular component (GO): transcription regulator complex
Molecular function (GO): RNA polymerase II cis-regulatory region sequence-specific DNA binding; DNA-binding transcription factor activity, RNA polymerase II-specific
Source: RefSeq, a predicted model, not a curated record
GCGGGAAGGGGGUCCCGGAAGCCGAAAGGCCCAGAAGCAGAACCGAGAGCAGCGGCGGUCGGAGAGACCCAGCACCCAUGCCUCUUUUCUGCCGGGCCCUUUUCCGACUUGGAAGAGCGAGCCCUGGAGAUCUUCUGGGAUGCAAGUGUCGCAACUUCCCUCUGCCUCCAUUCUGGAGUCUUGUACUGGUGACUGUCACACAGCAAUACCUGUUGCCUAAUCCGUGGCUCCUCUCCUCCUUCUCAGUGGAAGUGGAGGACACGGGUCACCAGCUCUGCUCCAUUGCCUUUCCUGUAGUUGAGAUAUUAGGGAGAUUCGAGUCACCUCCUGGGUGAUACGGUCCUGGAGCCUUCAGCUGCUAGCACUGGAUCUUUGGGAACAUUUCCACUGGAACUCCAGUCCCUAAGAUAGUGUGCUGAGGACUUAGAGAAAGACAACCAUCCCCACCCUCGUGGAGUCUGACGUAUGGUGGAGGCCGAUCAUUCAUGGGAGAUGGAGGGGUCAGAUAUGUAAAGCACGGGGACCUGUUGGAGCUCAGAGGUCCAACGGGCGCUCCUCCAAGCGGAGCCUUGGAGGGCAAGGCCGGCACCAUUACCUCCAACGAGUGGAGCCCUCCUAACUCCCCUGAGGGGAGCAACGUCUCUGGGGGCAGCCAGGCAUUGGACAAGCCCAUCGACAAUGAUGCGGAGGGUGUAUGGAGUCCGGACAUCGAGCAGAGCUUCCAGGAGGCCCUGGCCAUCUACCCGCCUUGCGGCCGCCGCAAAAUCAUCCUCUCGGAUGAGGGCAAGAUGUACGGUCGGAAUGAGCUGAUUGCCCGCUACAUCAAGCUCCGGACAGGCAAGACCCGCACCAGGAAGCAGGUCUCCAGCCACAUCCAGGUGCUGGCCCGUCGCAAAGCCCGCGAGAUCCAGGCCAAGCUAAAGGACCAGGCAGCUAAGGACAAGGCCCUGCAGAGCAUGGCUCCCAUGUCGCCCGCCCAGGCCAUCUCCGCCACAGCCUUCCACAGUAAAAUGGCCCUCGCCCGGGGCCCAGGCCACCCAGCAGUCUCAGGGUUUUGGCAAGGAGCUUUGCCGGGCCAAGCUGGAACAUCCCAUGAUGUGAAACCUUUCUCUCAACAAACCUACGCUGUCCAGCCUUCACUGCCUCUGCCAGAGGCUGAGAUGUGGACCCGUCCCCAUGUGCCUUUCCUGCUGCAUGCAGGGUUUGAGUCUCCUGCAGGACCCGCCCCAUCGCCCUCAGCGCCCCCGGCACCCCCAUGGCAGGGCCGCAGUGUGGCCAGCUCCAAGCUCUGGAUGUUGGAGUUCUCUGCCUUCCUGGAGCAGCAGCAGGACCCUGAUACGUAUAACAAGCACCUGUUUGUACACAUUGGCCAGUCAAGCCCAAGCUACAGUGACCCCUACCUCGAAGCCGUGGACAUCCGCCAGAUCUAUGACAAAUUCCCAGAGAAAAAGGGGGGACUCAAGGAGCUCUUUGAACGGGGACCUUCCAAUGCCUUUUUUCUUGUGAAAUUCUGGGCAGACCUCAACACCAACAUCGAGGAUGAAGGCAGCUCCUUCUAUGGAGUCUCCAGCCAAUAUGAGAGUCCAGAGAACAUGAUAAUCACUUGCUCCACCAAGGUCUGCUCCUUUGGCAAGCAGGUGGUAGAGAAAGUGGAGACCGAGUAUGCCCGCUAUGAGAAUGGCCACUACUCAUACCGCAUUCAUCGGUCCCCACUCUGCGAGUACAUGAUCAAUUUCAUCCAUAAGCUGAAGCACCUGCCCGAGAAAUACAUGAUGAACAGCGUGCUGGAGAACUUCACCAUUCUGCAGGUGGUCACCAACAGAGACACGCAGGAGACCUUGCUGUGCGUUGCUUAUGUCUUUGAGGUGUCAGCCAGCGAGCACGGGGCUCAGCACCAUAUCUACCGGCUGGUGAAAGAAUAAGAGACUCAGGGAGCAGGGAGGGGGGAAGUGACAUCGUGUGUGCAGGGACAUGGGGAGGGGAUCUGUGGGGGCGGCCCCUGAAGUGCCAGGAGAGCUGAGAGGUCAUGACUCUUCCUAUCCAGGAACAAACUGUGCCUGAACCUGCAAUGCCCAAUCCCAAAUAAACCCAAGAUGGUGUGUAUUUUCAGAGGACCUGAUCUGGCUGUAUGAGCCUCGGGAGGGACUGUGGGAGAAAGGGAACCUACUGGGAAGCAGGCCAGAAGCAGUUCCCGAAAUCCCCAGUGGACUCAGCCAGGAACGUCGCCAGAUGCUGAAGCUCAAGAUAGGAUGGCUCCUCUGCUGCUAUCGAGCCCUGCACUGGGCUGCUGGCCACCCUGGGAGGCCCGAGGAUAGGCUCGCGGGUUCUCUGUUCCUCCUUUGCUGUCAUCGAGCCCUGCACUGUGCUGCUGGCCACCCUGGGAGGCCUGAGGAUAGGCUUGUGGGUUCUGUGCAUAUCCAUGUGUGCACAUGCGGGAUUUGUGCACGGCCCUGGCCACCUCGGUUGCCCCUUCCCCAGCACAGUUAGCAGGGAGGCUUGGUCCAGCCCGGGGGUUGGAUUUGGGGUGUGGAGGUGACAGUUGUUGGAAAGGUUGGAAGGGGACACAGCCAGAGCUCUCUAGAUAGUUUCUAUCCGUCCAUCCCCGGUGGGCAUAGAUUCCAUGGUCAUGCUGGCUGCUUUGGAGUAGCUGUCGCAGAUCAUAGGAGCUUGAGACAGGGAGGGUGAGAGGGGUGGCAUGGAAGCCAGCCUGCAGAGUUUAGGUGGUGAGGCUGGUAUCACACAGCAUCCUUUGUGGGGGGUGAAGGCCAAGAAAAUGGGUCAGAGGUCUGCAGUGCACCAGUGGUCUCUGAGACCACCCAGUUCUGAUGAUCUGUGAGUCCUCCCUGGGCUCCCCUCCACCCCCAGCUGGGGUGCCUGCUGGGUGGUAACUGCCUCGGAAUCAGUCCAGACUGUCCACUCCCUCCCCAGACAGUAGUAGUUUCUGUACUCUCUGUGGGUGGAGGAGGGGGGUGAAACCCUCUCUGGGCCUUGAGGGAACCAGUGAAGGGUUCCCUGGUUCAUCUCUUUUGAGAAGUGCAUGGGCUGAGGGUUUUGGUGGUCCUGGCUUCAGUCCUGGUAUUUUUUAGCUGUCUGACCUUGGGCAAAUUUCUCUACCUGUCUGAGCCUUAGUGUCCUUUGCUCUCUCUAAAAGGGAAGGCAAUAGUACCUACCUUAGAAGGCCUUAGUGAGAAAGAGAGCUAAUGUCUAUAAAAGUGCCUGGUGCAAGAUGCACUAAUUAAGUGUUGUUAAUUAGUUUAUCCCUCCCUUCCCUCAGGGGGGCCUGGGCCUGGCUCUUUGCUGCCAUCUAGUGGCCCUCUGUUAUCAUCCACAGCAGGAACCACAAUUCCAGCAACCUGGAGCAGAAGGGGAAGAAGAUUCAAACUAUCAGUGUUUACUUUGUGUCCAGCACUCAGGGAGAUAUAUUAUGGGAAUACAAAAGUGAGUAAAAUAGCAUUUAGGAGGUGUUAUGGUGGUUAGGAUCAAGGGCUCGAGUCAAACAGCUAGGAUUGAAAUCCUGGCAUUCAGCCACUGACUAGCUAUGUGACCUUGGGAGGCAAGUUACUUAAUUUCACUGUGCCUCAGUUUCCCCAUCUGUAAAAUGGAUAUAAUAAGAGUACCUACCUCGUAUACGUAGAGUGCCUAGCAUAGUGCCGAGCACAUAAAUGUGUUUGAUAAAUAUACAUUAUUAUUCAUAGCAGGAGCUCGCAGUCUAAAAAGCCAGAUUGGAUAACUCUUAAGUGGGGUUGGCUGGUCCUCACAGAAACUGGAGUUCAGAGAUGGUAGAGAGCAGGGUGUGGAAGAUCCAGGGAAGAGGUUGCGAUUGAGAGGGGCUGCCCCUUAAAGGGUUUAGAUAAGCAAUGUUUAGAUCAGCAGAUAGGAUGAGGGCUGGCCAGUGCUCCAGAUGGGGAAAAGAAGCUGGCUAUCCAGUUUCCUACCUCACAGGCCAGGACUGCCUCUUCUCAUCAAGAAGCAACUUUAAGCAGACGCCUCUGGAUGGCUGCUAGACCUCGUGCCAAGUUACAUAACUGCACUCUAUCCGGGGCUGGCUCGCAUCAAAAGAUGUGAUGUGGAGGUGGGGCCUGGGGUCCGGGAGUGUCUGAGCAGACCACGUGUGCUCACGUGUCCGUGGGCGGGUUUGUGUGAGCCUGUCCCACCCCACCCCUGGUCACUGUCACAAGCCUUGCCCUCUCCCCGCACCUUUCCCCUCAGGCUAUUUGGAUAAAGGGCACCUUAUGCCUACACUUCUAGCUUGACUGUGAACCUCUAGGUAAAUACGCAAGAAGGAUGUGUGAGCAGCCUCUUGGCCGUGGCACAAAUGCACGAGUCAAGGAGAUGAUCUUUUGUGUUAUGGGUGGAAAGGAGUCGGUGCAGGUGUGGGGGCCAAGUGUUGGCUGUGCAUUUUCCCUUUUCUUUAUGACCUGACCUCAGUAGCUUAAUGGAAAGUCAUGUACUUACAGCCGUAAGUUCCAGGCUAGUCAGCCACAGGAAUGCAGACGUAGGUGCCUUUCCCCUGGUGCAGUGCAGACUGCGGCCAUGGGGGCAAGUGGGAGCCCUGGCCUGGCCCGCCUCUCUUGCUAGGCAUCUCUGACACUGACUGCCCUGCGGCCCGAGGUGGGUGCCCUUCCCUGCCUUUCAGUCUUGGCACCAAAUGUUCCCCUGGCCAGUUGUGCCCUGCCCUUCUCCCACUGGAGAACUGUUACAUUCUUCAGGAGCUGGUGUGCACUCACCCCUUCUCAUGCAGAAGGGUUAGCCACACCUGCCCUUAUGCGGCAGAAGCCUUCCAUUCCUGACCCCUUGGACACCUGUGACAUGGUACCAGAACACAGGCACCCUGUCACCUCUUCUAAUCCUCACCCAGUGGGUAUUGUGCUGUCCGCCUUUGAAAGAUGAGGAAAGGGGCACAGAGAAGUAAACUAAUUUGCUUAGAGUAUUAAUGCAUUUUUUUCAUUCAGUUAGCAAAUAUUUACUUAAUUUCUGCUCUGUGCCAGGCACUGGGAACAUAUCACUGACCAAGACAGAUGCGGUCCCUAGGGAGCUUACAUUUCAUUGAGGAGGGAAACAAAGCACAUAACAGGAUGUGCAGACCAUGGCAAGUGCUUUCAAGGCAGUGAGGGGUGCUGAGAGUCACUGGGAAAGCCUCUCCCGCCUGGGGAAGGUGAGGGAAGGCAUUCUGAGUAGAGGCAGGGAGGUUUGAGUGCAGGGCAGGUGCAGAGAGGAGGUGUGUGCCAGGUACAGAGAGCAAGAGCUGCACAGGCUAAGGUACGGAGGCAGCAGGGGCUAGAUCCUGGUCGGGCCAGCUGCCCAGACUGGGGUGGGGGCCAGGGUGGGGCCAGGCAAUCCAACUUCCUCUGCAGCCCAACACCCCCUUGCUUGGCAAGGUCUUUGGGUUUUACUCCUUGUGAAGGGAGAUCCCUGGAAGUGUUUGAAACAAGCAGUAAAUAUUUUUGAUCUUUAAUCUUUGCUUUUUUUUUUAGAAAUAAAUGGUGGAACUGCUGUGGACCACAGAGAAGCACAUGUAAUUGUCUGCUUCUGAGUCUGUCUUUCCUCUUAGACUCAGCUUCUGUGGGUGGAGACUGUAGCUUGCUUGGUCUGUUGCUUUCUGUAAACCAAACACCACAUCUGGGACAUAGCAGGUGCUCAGUAAACAUGUGCUGAAGGAGUACACACAUACAAGGCAAUGUGAUCCUUGCCAUUGGGGCCUGGGAGGUGAGUGAGGGCCCUGAGCACUCUAGGGUGGACCCCUUUGCCCUCUCAACACAUCUAGAGCUAGCAGGGAGCGGCACUGAGAUAGGGACGUGGAAACAGACCUCCUGUCUCCUGGCGUCUGACAGUGACUGAGCAGAUUGCCUCAGGGGCCCCCAGUGAACUUCCAUAGAGUGGGAUGAUCUUCCUAAUGAGAGAAACUCACACAGAAGGACCUUAGGGUGCAUGUGCAUGCAUGUGCGUGUGGAUAUCAACUCUGCCCUUUCGGGACUAAAGCCAGUGGAGUAAGGAUCAGUGGCGGCUGUAUCAGGCUGCUCAUAGACUAUUUGUGCUUAAUCCAUCACUUGUGCCCUCUAACCAGCUGUAGGCUUCAGAGGACAGUGGGCAGGGUGAGAACGGGCUGGAAGUAGGAGGGCAGGCAUUUCAUAUAAGCAGGGGUGGGGGCAGCAGGGAGCUCCUGACAGUCCUCAGCGUUGGGCCUGGUGCAGGGCUCCACUGGUUCACCAGUGCUCCCCUGGGCUGAGUCUGCACAGAGGGGGAAUGUGCGAAAGAGCAGUGGUGUGUUUUACCCCAGGGGCAGUUAUGCCCAGUGACCACUGUGUUUGACUCUUUCUUGCAUUGUCUGUUAUGUCCACUCCAAAAAUGAAAACAAAGAGCUUUUCCCCAAAGAGUUCAAUCUCUAUGUAAGUUGUUCUUAAGAACUAAAACCCUAGAGCCAGGUUGCUGGAGGGCCAAAUUGACUGCUUCUAAGUUAUGUGAUCUUGGGCAAACAGCUUACCCUCUCAGAGCCUUCAUAACCCUAUUUGUGAAACGGGAAGAAAAUGGCUCUGACUUUAGGUUGCUAUCAGCAGAAAGGUGACAGAGUAUAUGUGAAGGAGUAGCACUGUACCUAGCUCACGUGAGCACUCAGUGAGUGGUCAUAACUUAGGUAUAUUAAAGCCUGCACUGACUGUUCUUCCCACCAGGAAAGCGCGCGCGCGCGCACACACACACACACACACACACACACACACACACAAGCGCGCGCGCACUCGCGGUUAGGGGGUAAAAAAGCUCUGUUCUAAUGUCUCCCAGAGCUCAUAAGGAGGCCACGGGCUCUUAGUUUAGUGGGAACUGUCCAGCACAGACACAAUGCUUAGAGUUUCAUCCUCAGGCCUCAGAAAUGGUCAAGGAAGUGUUCUUAAAUGAUGAAAAUAACUUUGUGGCCCAUGAGGGGAAGUAGACCCCAGGGAAGGGUCUUGAAAGGGAGCACAGAACAAAUGGUGGGCUAAGAGACUGUCCAGAAUUUAGAUUUACUUCCCAAGAGAAGAUGGGGGAGGUGGUCCGGCCCCUUUGCAGAAGGCUGGAGCCCAAUGGGUGGAAAUGGCUAAAGGUCUUUUUAUUUUUAAGCUCAUGGAUGUCUAAUAUUCAACUUUAAGGUUUUUUUUUGUAUUUUUGCUAUGUAACCCCCCUUUGUCUCCCCAAAUCUUCAGUAAAGUCUGCUACAUACACAAA